Kickxella alabastrina is the source of this 3449-nucleotide messenger RNA. RefSeq lists its product as uncharacterized. The transcript is spliced from 2 exons. The record is from RefSeq and is a predicted model, not a curated record. Lineage: Eukaryota; Fungi; Kickxellomycota; Kickxellomycetes; Kickxellales; Kickxellaceae. Bases 259 to 3027 code for a protein of 922 amino acids.
GCGACCGUUUUAAUUUUUCCUUUAAAAGUAAAUGAUAUGGUUUCCUUUGCGCUUUGUAACUUCGGCUGGAGCGCAUAACGUUCAUUUCUAUUCUUUUAUUGUAUUGUAUUGUAUUUUCUUGGGUCUUUGUAAUUUCCAACACCCUCUCUCCCACUUUCUCUAUUUUGCAUUUUAUUCUCCUCAUUUUGGAACCAGUUCCACUCCACUUUUUCUCACAUUUCAAUUACUGAUCGCCUACUAUAUACUCCCCCAUUCACAAUGUCAGCUACAGAAGCAAUUCCAGCGAAGGCGCAGUCCAAGACCCAACUGCUCUUCAUGAAGCUCCCGCGCCACGUCAUCGAGCGACUAACGAAUUUACCAGCCGAAGAUUUGCAGCUAAUCCUGGGCGGCAAAGAACGCAUCACCACGGGCACCUUGCGCGUAGGCAGCCAGCGAUUCGACGUGCGGUUUUCCUCGGAGCGCACAAGCGCACCGCCACUGCUCUUCCAGGGCAGUCAGCCGCAGUCGGCUGGCAGCGACCGGUGGUCGGACUGGAUGCCGCGCGGCAGAACGAUGGGGAAGCUGACGGUGCUCGGGAAGCAGAAGAGCUUCCCUGGCGCAGCGCCGAUGAGCGCAUCAACGAUGGCGUAUGCGGCUGAUGGGGGGCGCAUGCGCCAGGCGCAGGUGGCGCAGCCGGCUCACGCGCGGACACCCAGUACGAUGUUGCCGGCGGCCGCCUCUACCGCUGCUGCAGCUGCAGGGUCCGGGACCGGGUCCGGGACCGGGUCUGGGACCGGGUCCGGGUCUGCGCAUGUGUGCGUGUCGUCGGUCUCGCGGGCAGUGCCCCAGAAAAAGCCCGGGAUAGUGCGGCAGAACCGCGAAAUGGUGCGCGAGCAAGUGCUGCAUAUGCUAGCGCGCGAGCCAAUGGACGAGCUGGCGAUCCUCGACCGGAUCAAAAGCCCUGCCGCGCUAGUGCUGGACACCCUGGGUGCACUCUGCAAGAAAACGGGAGUGCGCUGGGCGCUGCUGCCAGAGAGCUACAGGAUGGUGCAGAUUGACUCUGGCUGGCCCAGGCUUAGUGCCCAGGAGCAGGAGCUUGUUGCUGCCAAUGCUAUUCAGGCUUUUGACGCCCUGGGGUUGCCCGCGGAUGACCCCGAGCGCGUGCGCGUGCGGCUUAUCCGGCAGGGGCUGGCUGCAGCUGGGCAGGCGCCAUCUACCGCUGUGGCUAAGGAUGUGGCUUCUGCGAGCCUGCCCAAGGAUGCGCCAAUGGCAUCGGCCAAAAAGCCGGCGCUGACAAGAAAGCCGCUGCGCGCCGAUGCCGGCAAGGGCCUGAUGCGCACCGGCGCCGGAACAGCCGGGCGCAUGACGCUUUCAGCCGCCCCGCCGCCAGCUACAGCUCCAGCUCCAGCUCCAGCUUCAGCUUCAGCUCCAGCCCCAGCCCCAGCUCCGGCUCCGGCUCCGGCUCCGGCUCCAGCUUCGGCACCGGCACCGGCAUCAGCCGGACGCACCACGCUUUCAGCCGCAGCCGCAGCCACACCCAGGCCGGACAUUACAAGGACGCCGCCGGCACCCCGGAGAAGAUCCAUCGAGCGCCCGCCAUCCAACAAACUGAGAGAAGGCAAGCCGAAAGACAGCAGUGCGCGUAUCCCAAACAGCAGACACCGGGACCCCCCGCGGCCGCCGCAAGUCACCGGCGCGUCCGUCAGCGCCCCCGACGCUGCCCCCAUGGCUUUGGCCACGAUGGCAGCGCCGGAGCCCGUGCAGAGCCGCCGGCCGCUGGGCCGCAACCACCGGCGCACGCGCGAAGACACUGCCGACGGCCAUGCGGCGUCCGACGUUGAGCCUGAGUACCGGCGUGCGCACAGCCGCUCGCACCGCCGCUCGCGCCGCCGCUCGCACAGCCGCUCGCGCAGCCGCUCGCACAGCCAAAACCCGCGCGCGCACCCGAGCGCUCCGGCCGCUGCAGACGAGGGCGAGGGCGAGGACGAGGACGAGGGGGGCAGCAGCCGCCACGUGCCGGUGCGCUCGCGGCCGCUGCAGCUAGGGUCCCUGGCGCUUGCGGCGGCCGCUGCAUCGGACACCGAUGCGGCAGUCAGCAGGGUGCAGGAGCGGCUGGCGCAGGAGCUUCUGGUCGACCGGCGCAUCCCCAGCAUGGCGGCGGUGUCCAGACACCAGUCGCAGGCGCCGCUUGACUUGGCCUUGGACCCUGCCAGCCGUCCCGCUGAGUUCCGGCGGCCGCGCGGGCCGUCGCUCUCGCCUGCUGCCGCGGUGCCUGGGUCGCGCUCGCCGUCGCCGUCGCCGAUUCCUGCGAUUAAGCGGCCGCGCACGGUGGGGGACAUUCAGGAGCUGGAGCGGCUGGUCGUUGCGACGUUCGAGGAGGCCAGCCAGCUGCGCGUCCGCAUUGGGGCGCGCAGCACCCGCUUUGCGCCGCUCGCCAAGGAGCUGAGCUCCGCAUAUGCUGCGUGCCAGCGGGCGCGGCGUGAGGCGCUGGUAGAGAGCCGCGCGGCGGACGAGGCUGAGCGCGAGGAGGGCGAGGAGAUCCCGGGCGACGCGCCGCCCGCGUACGCGCUUGGGAUGGAUGUGGAUCUGACGCAGGACAAGUGCACGGCUGAUGGCCGCCGCCUGUACUGGGCGCUGGUGCCUGGCCAAAAGGAGGGUGGUUGGCUUGCGGAUGAUCCCGAGGCUAUUGUUGGGCGAGGCGUUGGCAGGGAUGGCCACCCGUGUCGGACGCGGAGGCUGCUUGCUGAGGAGUGCAGGUUUUUGAAGGCGUCGGGCGCCGUUGCCGACUUGUAUGCCGAGAUUGACGGCGAUGAGGUGCGCCGGUGGAUCGGCCGGUACCUGCACUUGAGAGCGUAUUCUGCUGCUUUGGAGCGCGAGAUCCACCGGGCCUAUGCGCGCAUACAUGGCGAGAUCAUGGCGGAGUUUGAUGAGCUGAGGGAGGAGCUGGGCGACAGCGAGGUUGAGGAGGAGCUUGCGGCUAUUUGCGAUGGCAAUGGGGGGAGGAUUCUGGUUUUUGAUGCGUACCAGGACCACCUUGCUGCCGCCUAAUGGAGUGCUUUUUUCAGAUGGCCCCUUUCUUUUGAGAAACAUAAAGGAUUUCUCCUAAGAGAGGAAAGAAAAGAAAACAGCGGAGGCACGCCAAAGUGGGCCAUGGAAACAAAAAAAAAAUUGCAAGUUGCCUCUCCGACUUUUUAAUGCGCUUUGCAUGAGCUAGAAUAUUUUUUGUUUUUCACUCUUUUCUUUUUCUUGCUAUAUAAACCCCCUCCCCCUCCAGCCACCUUGCAUUUUAUUGCCCCUCCUUUUUUUCUUUUUUCUUUUUUCUUUUUGCAUUUUACAUUCAAUGGCCAGGGAAAUUCAACACGAGUACGCUGAGCUUGCGACCCUUCCAAGCGCCCAAGACGCCACAGCGACAGCAGCAUCAACAGUUGACAAUGAGGCCUCACACCACCACCACCACCACCACCACCACC